Messenger RNA from Mercurialis annua (annual mercury), 1311 nucleotides. RefSeq lists its product as uncharacterized. Bases 1 to 1311 code for a protein of 436 amino acids. Lineage: Eukaryota; Viridiplantae; Streptophyta; Magnoliopsida; Malpighiales; Euphorbiaceae. The record is from RefSeq and is a predicted model, not a curated record. The transcript is spliced from 2 exons.
AUGGACGAACAACGCACCCCCAAAGAUAGAGAAGAACAUCUAGAGGAAAAAGUCCGUCAAGUCAUGAGCAGGCUCGGAAUAAGAUGUGAAGACGUAGACAUUUCUCUUCAAAGUGACUCACCCCUUGCGGAUUUCAUCAUCUCUCACGAAUUCCCUGCAAAAUUCAAAUAUACUCCAAAUCUGGAAUCCUAUGACAGGACUGGCUGCCCCAAAAGCCAUCUUUUUCCUACUACCCUGAAAGGUCUGGCGCAAGAAUGGUACCAAAGCUUAAAGCCAGGAUCGGUGCUAACAUUCAAACAAUUCUCAGGACUAUUUCAGGCUAGAUUCGUAGCAUGCAUCCCUCAGAAGAAGUUGUCCACAGAUCUGCUGUCUAUCAUGCAGAGAGACGGAGAGACACUCAGGAAAUAUGUAGAGAGGUUCAACAAGGAGGCCAUGCAAAUAGAAGACCUGAGCCAAGAGAUCGCCUAUACAUCGUUACUCAACGGAACAACCAAUUCCGAUAUGCGGAAAGAACUGCUGGCCAAAUCACCAAGAUUAUUCACUACACUAAUGACCAUCGCACAUACUCAAAUUAGAGUGGAUGACGGCCAGAGAGAGAUAGAAAGCCGACACGGAGGACGGGUAGAAGAACGAUCAUUUUCAGAAAAAAGGAAUGAAGAUAGAUCGCCCAACGGAAGAAGAUUCGGAGAGAAAGGCAACGACCGUUUCAGAAAUAAGAGAAAAACGGACGAAGAUAGGCGUUACACCCCCCAUAAACACUACCAGAACCAACGUAUUAUUUUGGGUGAAAGACAACCGGGUGAAAGUCAGAUGGCCAAGGAAAAUGAAUGUUGCAUCAGCCAGCAAAAGAGACAACAGGUACUGCAAAUUCCACAGAGACAACGGCCACACCACAUAAAAUUUUGGCAUCUGAAGGAGGAGAUAGAAAAGGAGUCCCUUUCCCAGUUCGUGAAAAGGGAUACCGAAGCCAAAGAGGCCGAAGUCGAAAGAAAGAAGGAACGAAAGGAAGAAACUACCAGAAGGCCCAGGCCGGAGCCGGCAAGCGUGGUUAACGUAAUAAUGGGUGGAUACACUGGAGGAGACAGCAAUACUACCAGAAAGAAAGCAGCUAGAACGGUCUACUCUGUCAGCCCAGGUGCACCAGACAUAAAGAAGUUCGGAAGCGUAUCUUUUUCAGAAGGUGGCAGCCAUGGGUUAUCACUCCCCCAUGAGGACGCCCUAUUGGUAAAGGGACGACUCAAUAAUUUCGAAGUAUCCCGGAUGCUUGUAGACACUGGAAGCUCGGUAAACAUGAUCACAAUGAAGGUGUAA